AUCUUCAGUUAACGUCACUUUCUGUCCCUCUCUGCUGUCUCUGUCUCCCAAGCCCUGGUGCCGCUCUUCUGCGGAGCCUGAGACCAGAGGACCUGGCCCGCGCGCCAUGGAACAGCAGCACCUCGCGUCCAGCUCAGCCCUGAGGGACACAGAGGAGCCUGCGUCCUGCUCAGGUGUCAAGGAAGAGGUGACGUCGUGCUCCUUCAACAGCCCUCUGUUCCAGCAGGAAGACAAGAAUGGGAUUACCUACCGGAUCCCAGCCCUGCUCUAUGUUCCCCCCACCCACACCUUCCUGGCCUUUGCAGAGAAGCGUUCCACAAGCAGGGAUGUGGAUUCUCUUCACCUGGUGCUGAGGCGAGGGUUGAGGACUGGACACUCAGUACAGUGGGGCCCCAUGGAGUCAGUGAUGGAAGCCACAUUACCUGGGCAUCGGAGUAUGAACCCCUGUCCUGUUUGGGAUCAGAAGAGAGGCUAUGUGUACCUGUUCUUCAUCUGUGUGCAGAACCAUGUCACUGAGUGUCACCAGAUUGUGUUAGGCAGGAACGCUGCCCGCCUCUGCCUCAUCUGCAGCCAGGAUGCCGGGUGCUCAUGGAGUGAAGUGAGAGACUUGACGGAGGAAGUCGCUGGUUCAGAGAUGAAGCACUGGGCCACAUUUGCCGUGGGUCCGGGUCAUGGCAUCCAGCUGCAGUCGGGGAGGCUGAUCAUCCCUGCAUAUGCCUACUACUUCUCUCACCGGCUCUUUUGCUUCCCAUGCAAAGCCAGGCCUCAUUCCCUGAUGAUCUACAGUGAUGACUUUGGGGUCACGUGGCACCACGGCAGCCCCAUUCAGAACCUGGUGACAGUGGAAUGCCAAGUAGCAGAGGUGACCAGGACAGCUGGUCACCCUGUGCUCUACUGUAGUGCCCGGACACCAAACAGGCGCCGGGCAGAGGCUCUCAGCAGUGAUUGUGGUGAAUACUUUGAGGCACAGUCCUUGAGCCAACAGCUUUGUGAGCCCCCACAUGGCUGUCAAGGCAGUGUAGUGAGUUUCCGGCCUCUGAUGAUCCCAAAUAGAAGUCAGAACGUUAGGGAUAAAAGUGCUCCCUCCGUUCAGCAGAGCCCUCUGCUGGACGGUUUACUGAAACCGGAGGAAGUUGCUGGAGCACCAUCAGAAACAUGGCUCUUGUACUCACACCCAACCAAUAAGAAAAGGAGAGUUGACUUGGGCAUCUACCUUAACCAGAACCCCCUGGAGGCUGCCUGUUGGUCCCAUCCCUGGAUCUUGCACUAUGGGCCCUCUGGCUACUCUGAUCUGGCUGCUGUGGGGGACGAGGGCUUGUUUGGGUGUUUAUUUGAGUGUGGAACCAACCAGGAGUGUGAGCAAAUUGUCUUCCGCCUAUUUACAGACCAGGAGAUCCUGAGCUAUGUGCAAAAAGACUGACCAAUCCUCGUAGGAACCUGUGCCAGUUCAAGACUAAAUAAUUGGCCGAGGGAUCCAGCUUUCUAUAGAAGGGAGAGUGGAGGUUACUGAUGUCUAUAGAGAAUACAAAAGUUUAAUAUUUUACUUCCUAACAUUUUUUACUUCUCCUUCAAAGAGCAAAAUGAAAAUUUUACCAUAGCUAUUGAAUCCUAAAGAUCACUAAACUGGGAGUUUGGAGACCGUGAUGAUGAUCAUCUUGGCUCUGCCACUUGCCUGCUCUAGAACCUUGGACAUGUCACAGGAACUCUUUGGGCCCCAGGCCUCCAUCUGUAAAAUGAGAGGAGUGGUUCUGUCGUCUCUUGUCUUCCCAUUACUAGGAGAGCCAGAGUGUCUACAUGCUCCAUGAUCAGCAAGUUCUGCUGCAUAAAGUCCUCUGAUCUUCACAUAGAAAUCUGAAGAUUUCUCUUUUCAAAUGACUUUUCAUAUAGAUAGGAGGUUACAUACAGGUAUCGAGGCAGAGCUGGAUGGUUUGUUCAUUUUUAAUAAUAAAGUCACUUUUUCCCUUCUGAUUCUGCACUGAGCUCUGCAUGCUCUCGAUCCAAGAGAAAUAGAACAGGACAGUGGAAUCAUGAAGUCACUUACCUUCUCCAGCUUUGCAGCUCUGCUCAACCUUCCCUCUUCACCCAGAAAGUAAAUUUCCUAGGGAGAAAAAUGAGAAACUCAAUGCCAGCAGCCCUUGACUUUGGUGAUUAUUGCUUCUGAUACCAGUACUUUUAUGAAAAAUGAGCCUGAAAUUCAUUUAACCAUUUAGGAUGGUCCCUGUUGCUGGGGGAGGCGCAUAGGUUAGCUCUUUAAAACAUUGGACAAGCUGGGCAUGGCAGUGCUUGCCUGUAAUCCAGCCACUUGCAAGGCUGAGGG
Molecule: messenger RNA, 2317 nt
Organism: Fukomys damarensis (Damara mole-rat)
Lineage: Eukaryota; Metazoa; Chordata; Mammalia; Rodentia; Bathyergidae
Gene: Neu3
Product: neuraminidase 3
Exons: 3
Coding region: 107-1420 (437 amino acids)
Biological process (GO): ganglioside catabolic process; oligosaccharide catabolic process
Cellular component (GO): membrane; cytoplasm; lysosome
Molecular function (GO): exo-alpha-sialidase activity
Source: RefSeq, a predicted model, not a curated record